CGGAGCAGAAGGGAAAGAAAGCUUAUAUUCUACCUGAAGGUUUUCCGCUUACAAAUUUAUUAUAGCGUAUUUAGGACCUCAUAUUUUACACACUGUAUGUGUAUAAGAAGGACUCGACUUUUAGUUAAUUAUUCUGAAUUCUAAUUUUGACUUUCCUGUGCUGCAUACUUGUGCUACCAGGAAGCUGUAAUUAUACAAACUGGUAAUCAAUUAACCAUGCCAUUCCAACUUGAGGCAAUGUCCAGCAGGAAGCGGAGACCCAACUGGACAGACCAGGAGUGUUAUCUGCUUUCUCAGCUAGUCCACGAAAGGAAAGAAAUAAUUAGAGGGAAGUGCAUCACUGGUUUAUAUGAUAAACGACAGGCUUGGGAAGAGAUAACCCAUACCAUCAACACAGCUUUUCCACACAUGCAGAGAACCGUUUCUGACUGCAGCAAAAAGUGGGAAAAUCUGCUGGCGAAAUCAAGGGAGGAGAUUAAAAGACAGAAGAUGCAAGCAGGUGCAGAUGAUGACCUGUCCCUGGAUCAGUUCAGUCCUCUGACACAAAUAGCAAUUUCUGUGAUGAACCCUUCAGUACUACAACACGAUGAAGACGAUUCCCCACCAUUUGAUUUGAUUGAAAGUCAACAAAACAGUGGUGCUAAAGAUGGAAGCACGUUCACAACAGAAGAACAACUUAAAAGUAAACAUGAGCUGGCAGAUCCUGUGCUCCCCACCUAUGCUUCAGAUCCAUCCAUGAUUCCAUCAGAGCAAAAGAUGGUGCCUUAUUCUAACAUCCCUAAGUCACUCGCAGUACAGUUCAGCACUCAUUAUCCUGCUGCGUCUGGAGAACAGUCAAACUCCCCCUGUUCUCCUUGCGCACAUGCAGCGCACUGUACGACUUUACAAGAAAGGAUGGAUUUGGAAAUGUCUGUGUUGAGAAGACAGGAGGCAGUCCUCAAGCUGCAAGAGGAAUAUUAUACAUUAAAAAUUAAGCGGAUGAAGACACAAAUGGAGGACACUCCUCUACAGAACUGAAGUGUUUUUGGCUUGACCUAUCUAAUUCAUUUGUAUUAAGUUAAUCAUUUUUAAUUCACAUUUUGCAUCUGAGGAUAAUGUGGUGACUAGUGUUCGCAGCGUGAAUGGAAGUUUAAUAACAUUAAGGUGACCUUAUGUGGAGGGGUAACGUAGACCUUUAACACUCAACUUUACUCCUCAGUUAUAUGUGCUAAAAAAAAAAAAAAAAAAGUCCAUAGACAUUCGUCAGGUUAAACAAAGUAAAUUUUUUUGAAAUACUAAAUUAUUUUGUACACUUAAAUUCUAUUUUAUUAGGCACACCUGUGCAGUUUGAUAUAAUAAAUUGUGGAUGUGUACUAAGAGCAUAUAUGUAGCUGUAAUCAUUAUAGUUUAUAGAUGGUUUUAAUGGUGCAGGUGAGCACUUCAUACAUAUUGUAGACUGUGGAUGUAUUAGGAGGCUAAUGUCACAUAUUGAGUGUGGUUCACUACCUUAUUUGUACCAGUAGCAUAUUUCCAUACUUCCAAAAUUGCACUUAUGUAUGUUUGCAGGACAUUUACAUUGUAUGAACAGAGAAACUGAAAUUGCCUUUAUUAGAAUGUAAGAUUUGGGUCAAAAAUAUUUCUAAUAAUAAAGUAACUGUGGCUAAACUUCACCAAUGAUCUCGCAUAAAAAAACAGCACUUGUAAUAUGAUUUGUCGAGCUGUUGUAUGUAAGUUUCAUUGAAAUCCAAAAUAGUAUUAGAAGUAAUAUUGAGAUUGAAGUACUCCUAACAUGCGCUUUUGUUGCAUAACAGACUGUAGUUCCAGGUCUGUAGACCAUGUUAUUGCAUAAUUGGUGCCAUGUGAUUUGUUACCCAUUAACACUGGCUGUCAUAUGCCAACAGCUUUUAAAAUUAUGAAUAUAUCAGAAAAUUAAGCUGAUUUUUUUUUUUUUUAAUGUGUGAUUUCUGAACCUGUGGCACUUAUGGCCUGUAAAAUAUUGAAUAACUCAUAUUUAUAACUCUUAAAUCGGAUCAAUUGUACUUACUAUGUAAUGAUGACUAAUACAGUAUGUGUCUAUUUUGAAAAGGAAAGGCAAGCCGUAUGUUUUGCUGUGUGGUUUCGUGCCUGCUUCAAAGUAUCCACUUUAAUGUGCAAAUUUGGAAGCUCCAAAUGUUUGACUUACACAACCUCAAUAUGAAAACUGUUCUCGCCACUGGAAGUGCAGUCAAAAUAAUGUCCAGUCUAGACAAGAAUGUAAUAAUUUGUGUGAAAUAUUUCUCAUAAAUCAGUGUAUUUGUAAGUGACUGAAACUGGCACUCGAAUGUAAGCACU
This is a messenger RNA of Dunckerocampus dactyliophorus (ringed pipefish), 2310 nucleotides long. RefSeq lists its product as uncharacterized. Gene Ontology annotation, cellular component: nucleus. The record is from RefSeq and is a predicted model, not a curated record. Bases 217 to 1017 code for a protein of 266 amino acids. The transcript is spliced from 3 exons. Lineage: Eukaryota; Metazoa; Chordata; Actinopteri; Syngnathiformes; Syngnathidae.